AUGACUAUUAAUAAUGGCAAAAAGGAAAAACACUCCAAAAUGCAAUCUCAAAACAGCAUAGAACCUUCUCACCAAGUUGAAGUUUGUAAUAAACAAACAAAAGAGUUAAACAAAAUCUACCCAAUUUAUAAAUUACUUGGAUUUCAAAAUAAACUCAAGAGAUAUAACUAUUUUUCUUUCAAAGAAAAAGCUAAACUAGAUGAAACAGGAAUGCAAUACAAUAGCAAAGAAAUAUCUAAUUCAU
Dentiscutata heterogama is the source of this 244-nucleotide messenger RNA. NCBI's taxonomy places the organism in Eukaryota, Fungi, Glomeromycota, Glomeromycetes, Diversisporales, Gigasporaceae. The record is from the annotation of a GenBank genome assembly.